GUUUGUACACUGCAGCUAACUAGCUAAUAGCUGUCAUUCUUUGACUUUUGUAGCUGCCGCUAUUGAUUUUUUCAAGAUGAACACGGUUUUGUCGAGGGCCAACUCUUUGUUUGCCUUCUCUCUGAGUGUCAUGGCAGCUUUAACUUUCGGCUGCUUCAUCACGACAGCUUUUAAAGACAGAAGAGUUCCUGUGGACAUCCGCGUUUCCAAAGUCAUGUUGAAGAACGUUGAUGAUUUCACAGGACCUCGAGAGCGCAGUGAUCUAGGGUUCGUCACCUUUGACCUCUCAGCUGAUUUGCAGCCAAUCUUUGACUGGAACGUCAAACAGCUGUUUCUCUAUCUCUCUGCUGAGUACAGCACAAAGAAUAAUCCUCUGAACCAGGUGGUGCUGUGGGAUAAGAUUGUUCGACGAGGUGAAAGCAUGACCCUGCACCUUAAGGACAUGAAGUCCAAAUACUUCUUCUUUGAUGAUGGGAACGGACUCAGGGCCAACAAGAACAUCACUUUAACGCUGUCAUGGAAUGUGGUUCCCAACGCAGGAAUACUCCCUCUAGUGGUCGGAACAGGACACAUCAGCCUUCCUUUCCCAGACACAUACGAGAGCGCCAAAAGUUACUAGACCCAAGCAAAAGUCCCAACACACACAC
Molecule: messenger RNA, 647 nt
Organism: Thalassophryne amazonica
Lineage: Eukaryota; Metazoa; Chordata; Actinopteri; Batrachoidiformes; Batrachoididae
Gene: spcs3
Product: signal peptidase complex subunit 3
Exons: 5
Coding region: 77-619 (180 amino acids)
Biological process (GO): protein targeting to ER
Cellular component (GO): membrane; signal peptidase complex
Source: RefSeq, a predicted model, not a curated record